GGGGCCCGAGGGUCGAGCGUGUAGCGUGGGCUGGCUGGAGCCGCCGGCUUUGGCGGCGAUCGGCAGCGCGUCCCGUGCCGGCCCGAGAUGAGCAGCCCCGAUGCGGGCUACGCCAGCAGCGACGACCAAGUGCAGGGGCGGUGCUCGCUGCCCAUCAUGAUGCCGGCCAUGUGCCCCUGGGCAGAGUCGCUGAGCCCGCUGGGCGAGGCGAAGGCGAAGGGCGGCGCGGCGCCGUCGGGACCGUCGGGCGGCCGGAGCAAAGGCGAGGCGCGGAUCCGGCGUCCCAUGAACGCCUUCAUGGUGUGGGCGAAGGAUGAGCGCAAGCGGCUGGCGCAGCAGAACCCGGACCUGCACAACGCCGAGCUCAGCAAGAUGCUGGGUAAAUCGUGGAAGGCGCUGUCGCUGGCGGAGAAGCGUCCGUUCGUGGAGGAGGCGGAGCGGCUGCGGGUGCAGCACAUGCAGGACCACCCCAACUACAAGUACCGGCCGCGGCGGCGGAAGCAGGUGAAGCGGCUGAAGCGGGUGGAGAGCGGCUUCCUGCAGCACGGCCUGGCGGAGGCGGCGGCGGGGCCCGGGCUGGCCAGCGAGGUGGCCGCCGCUGGCGGCGGAGGCGGCGGCAGGAUGUGCGUGGAGGGUCUGGGACUGGCGUACGGCGAGCAGGGCUACGCGGCGGCGGGCGCGGGCCACUACCGGGACUGUCCGCCGCUGGGCGCGGCGUUCGACGGCUACAGCCUGCCGACUCCGGACCCGUCGCCGCUGGACGCGGCGGAGAGCGAGGCGCCCUUCUUCGCGGCGGGGCUGCAGGAGGAGUGCGCGCUGGUGCCCUACGGCUACGGCCCGCACCCGGCGGCGGCCGAGUACCCGGUGGCGGCGGCGUCCGAGAGCCCGUCGGGCGCGGGGCUGCGGCGGCACCUGGCGCCCGGGGAGGCGCUGGGCGCGGGCGGGUCGCUGCAGGGGCUGCUGGGCUGCCCGGCGCCGCUGCACGCGUACUACGGGCAGGCGUGCCAGCCGCCGGGCCCGGGGCGCGGCCCGCUGCCGCCGCCGCUGCCGCCGGGGGCCGUGGGGCAGCCGUCGCCGCCGCCCGAGACGGGACCGUGCCGGGAGCAGCUGGAGCAGCUGCCGCCGGAGGAGCUGCUGGGCGAGGUGGACCGCACGGAGUUCGAACAGUACCUGCGCUUCGCCUGCAAGCCCGAGCUGGGGCUGCCCUACGGCGGYCACGACGCCGCYGCCGCCGCCGCGCUGUCGUCGGCCGAGGGCGCGGGUCCCAUCUCGUCGGCCGUGUCGGACGCCAGCAGCGCCGUCUACUACUGUGGCUACCCCGACUUGUGAGGGGCUCGCUGGGGCACGGCACGGACAGUGACAYCGAGGCACCCGGCCCCGCUCCUAUUUAUGUAAUUUAUUUGAAUCUUGAGAACUGMCAGGGUAUCCGUGACCUGCUCGAGGUUUAAAAGGUGAUGUGCCACUUCGCUGUCCAGGUGGUGCAGGUAUUACCAUCACUGUCCGACAGUGACAYGAAAAACUGUUCCUGCUCUGGAAUCAUUAUACUGGUGGGACACGGAGAAUAUAAUUUCUGAGAUCUUGUGAGAGAUCCAUCUGCUUUUGUAUGUUUUACAGAGUGCUGGGUUUUAUAUGAUGGAUUUGUACAGAAUAAUUUUGCACUUUUACAAAUAAAGGGGAAAUAAAACUGCUCUGUGAUAACUCCUCCAAGAAAUCUUAUCGUCCUUUGUAAUUGGAAUUUUGCUGUCUUUUAAACUACUUUUACAAGUGUCCCUUACACUAAGCAUAGGGUCCUCUCACAUUUUCUGUAGAUAUAGUCUUCCUCUGUGUCCU
Molecule: messenger RNA, 1830 nt
Organism: Malurus melanocephalus (red-backed fairy wren)
Lineage: Eukaryota; Metazoa; Chordata; Aves; Passeriformes; Maluridae
Product: transcription factor SOX-17-like
Exons: 2
Coding region: 88-1329 (413 amino acids)
Biological process (GO): vasculogenesis; anatomical structure morphogenesis; angiogenesis
Molecular function (GO): DNA-binding transcription activator activity, RNA polymerase II-specific; RNA polymerase II cis-regulatory region sequence-specific DNA binding
Source: RefSeq, a predicted model, not a curated record